GUCUUAUCUUCUACUUCCGUCUAGGGCUGAUCAUUUGAGAGGACAUUCGGAUAAAGUUCAAAAACCGAGAUCAAAUCGUUUACGUCCGGAGUUUCGUUUCUCGCACCGAGCAGGGAAUUACUGGAAUUCUCUACCGGAACACGUAAUAUCAGCACCUUUUGUUACUAUAUUCAAGACGAGAUUGGACCUACACAGCAUUACAAACUGCAAGGAUUAAUAUAGGUCGAUAGACCUCCUAUCCUUAUUACUGAAGAUCUGAUUAGUUGCUGCGACGAGUGGCAGAGAUAUCUGAAGUAGUUCUGUGAAGAACAAACUGAUUAUGUGUAAGACCAUUUUGGAAAGAGUCGUAUUUACCCAGGGCGCGAAGUUUGGUUUUUGUUCUCCCUUCCCUCUUAUUAACUAAGUACGGCAUGUAUGAUGUUUUUUUAGAUCUUUCCUAUACUCCAAUUAACGCUGAUUACACGUGUUACAUUUCAUUUUGUGAAUUCGACAUGUUCAGGUUGCAUCUUAUCGUUUUUUAAUAUGUCUAAAAGUGAAGAACGUUUAUUACUGAAAAGCAUCUGUGGGGAAGUUGUUAAAGAUACGUUUCUUGAGGCAAAAGACUCUUAUGGAAACUGGUACCCUGUGAAGGUCCUCAAAGUUGAUAAAAGUAGAGUAAGUCAAUAAUGUAAUCAGUAUGUUGCAUGUUAGCACAAACGGGUGUCAAGAAACUCUUGAGUGUUUAAAAUCUUUCUUGAUGUGUGGUCUAUUUAGCGUGUUAACUGGCUUCUGCAAACAAAUGUCAGCCUUUUCUGUAGUCAAUACUGUCCAUACGGAUUUAUUCUGUUUCUGGCUUCACCGAAAAAUAGAUUGAUCACGAAGAGCCUGUACAUUACUCUCUUAGGUUCCAGUUUAUAGCUUUAACAACAAAUAUACUUGCCUGCCAUGCAAAAACAUGCCUCGUCACCCAGAGUUCCCGGUUUUAAUGUUUUUGUGUACCAUAUUUCCUAUUUAUCUAUCAACUUUAAAACAGGAAUUCAAUAACACCGGAUUUAAUGAAGCGUGUUUCGGCAUGUCAUGCUAUGUGUUUAGGUAAACUGACGGCUUUUACAACAUUAGAUCUGUCAGACUUUUAAUCAAAUAUAUAUGGAUUUCUGGGAUACUAAAUACUUCCAUCUUACCCAUGACAUGCAUAUUUAUUGGCCCACUGUGUUACGAUAAUCCCUGCUUGUUCCAAACCUGUUCGAAACUUUAGACUAACUACAGUGUUUUGUUUUCACUUGCACUUUAUUUACCAGCAUAUUGUUAAUAAACUACAUAUUUAUCUUCCACUAACCAAUGUCGCAACUAAUAUCAUUACAAUUACUUUAAUUACCUUAACUAUUUGAGGUAGUUGGUCAGUGGUCUGGUGGUUAAAAAUACACUUUACAAGUAAUGUACAGGUUCUGUGUUUUGAGCAAUUCUAAGAGCCAGUGAUGCUACCCAGCUAACUAGACAGGACUAGGUUGGGCAGGGUUCGAAGUGACAACCUUGUGAUUGAAAUCUGAGUAUUGUAAUCACUAAACUAAGACUGUCGUCAUAAUUUACAGUUUGAGGUCCGCCCGCACAGGCAAUAUAGCUUAAAGCCAAGAAGAUAAAUAUGCAAUUAGUGAGAUUUACUGCUCAGUAUAAAAGCUCAAUAUACUACAUUUGGCUGAAAUCUUGUACUCUACAUACAGAAAACUUCAUUUACCAUGUUCACUCUCUACUCUUUGUAACUGAAAAUGAGUCCUCACUAUGAUCACUUUAACUUCACUUUUAUUUUUAAAGCGAAUGUCAAACAGGUGAAUUCAGUAAUGAGAUUAUUGGGGUGCUUUAUAUACCUUUAUGGAAACCUAUUUGUCUCCAGAGCGCGGAUUAGUUCAAGUUCAUAAUCAAAGCAAACAACAUUAUUGAAAUAGCUUUGCAGAUAAUUGAUCAACAUUCGAUUGGUCUGUGGCUGGAUAUGUUCUCGUUCAGUUAUAAGUUAGUCUCAACUGGCAGUAUCUGUCAUUGAAAGGUAUACCUCAGAAGUACAUAGACCUUGUGAAGGCUGUUUACUCGAACACUACUAAUCGUGUCAGAGCUUAUGGCGAACUGUUAUCUGAUUUUGCAACCUUAAUUUGUGCCCAUCAAGACUGUUCACCAUCUCCAUUUUUGUUCGACUUCAUUAUAGAUAUACUGAUGGAAAUAACGCUCUCGUCGACUGAGUUUUCGGACAUUGAUCUCCUUCCAGGAAGUCCACUUAUCGACUUAGAAUACGCAGAUGAUAUAGUCCUGUUUGGUGAGAACACUGAUAAAAUACAGUCUUUUGGUGGUCUGAGCAACAAUCUCAGGAUGUUUGGAAUGCGUUUCUCCACCUCUAAAUGCACGUUGUCGCUUCAGAACUGGCCUGCGUCAACACUUGAACUAAAGAUAGGAAGUGAAGUAGUCAAACGCGUUGACAACUUCACUUAUCUUCGAAGUCUGGUCAUCCCAAAUGUAUUGCUGUCUGACGAGAUUUCAGCACGGAUUCGAAAAGCUCGUUUGGCUUUUGUCAACUUACGUCAUCUGUGGCGAAGGCGAGAUAUCUGUCUAUCAAUAAAAGAACGAGUAUACUGCGCGGUAGUUCGUGCUGUUCUACUUUGUGGCUGUGAAACGUGACCAUCAAGAGUAGAAGAUGCUCAUAAACUACUAGUAUUUGACUACAGAUGCCUUAGAAGUAUAGCUCGCAUCUGCUAGGAUCACCGGGCAGGUAAUAAUGAAGUUAGACACAGGGUAUUAUGGAUGGGCCACGUGGCACGCAUGCCUGAACACCGAUUACUGCGACACGCAAUGCUGACUAGUGUUGGGGAUGGUUGGAAGAAAGUUAGGGGAGGUCAAACCAAAACGUGGCAUCAGUCUCUGAAGUCAUUAGCUUCUGGUCUGAGCCAUAUUGGUAGGUGCACACAACUUGGUUGGGGUCCGCGCGACUAUCGUAACAAAUGGUUAGACUCUGGGUGACAUAACUCAGGAUCGAUCACAAUGGUGUAGGUGUAUACACCCUUUGUCUUCCCUUAAACCGUGAGAUUAAAAUUGCCUUAUACCUUUAUUUCUACGAACUAAUUCUUUCUUCCUAUGUCCUUUUUUAUAUUACUACCAUUGAAGUGACUACUAUAAAUUUGGUGUUUAUCCUGUGCUAAUGUGGUGUGGUAACUUGGACCAUUGUAUAUAUGUGCCUGGUCCUACGUUGUAGCUGAUUGACAUGAAGGCACGAAAUAUAUAUGCACUACAUAAAUGAUUCAAUUUAUAUGGGGGCUGGAAUACUGUCCGGGUGCCCGAAUCGAAGCAGGUGGUUUUCUUAGGAAGACACUCCUCGAGUAUUUGAACUAAGCGUAUAAUCCACAAGGCAAUGGAGCAACGGUAAGAGAUGCAGUCUCAUGGUACCUGGUGACCGAGAAUGGGUUAAUACAUCAGUUGUUCUCUAACGAUCCUGGACUCUAUGUGCGUCAUUGGUUUGGAAUCAAGGUUUUCCAACUCCCCUAGGUAGAUCCUCCGUAUCAACCAACCUGGUUAAACCACCAAACAUUCGCUUUUCGCCCUCUCAAUUUCGUAAACGUCACUCUCCCUUCGAGAAGGCAGGAUAGGACUUCCCUGACAGUGGCUGUAUACACGUGGCCAUGUGAGAGCAUUUGGAGAGGGAGAUUGGACUCUACCCACCCUCGACCGUGCCAGGACAUUUGAGGGCACUAACUUCUAAUCGGCGAGUUACUUUCUGCAUCCAGCUCCUACUCGGGUUUAAGCGGACGUGUGGUAUCUCUAUCCUUCAUACAAUGUUAUGGUUUGAAAGCAGAUACGUAACUGCGUAAUCGUUAAAUGAUUUACAUAAUUCGUUAUUUGCAAAGAAUGUCUUAUUUUAUUUCCAGGUUCAUGUUCAUUUUUGUGAUUGGAGUUCACGCUAUGACUCUUGGUAUCCCAUAAAUUCAAAAUGCUUACGCGCUGUGAAAAAAGACUUCACAAAGGAUACUGCGAAACUGGCAAAACCCUACCCUUUUAACUGUUCGAUGAACAAAAGUCCAGAAACCAGUGCUAGCCAUUUUGACGUGGGUAGCUAUGUAAUGGCUGCAUGGCGCAACGACUUCGAAUAUCUUGCUGAGGUUCUAGCCCAUCGUCAGCGACACGGCACAAGAGCAGAGUAUCGUUUGCGCUAUAUUUGGGAUCGUGUUGUAGAGUGGACACCCGUCAACAAGUUACGCAAAGCAACUCAAUAUGAAAUCGAUUAUGUUUUGAAAUUUUGCAAAGAGCAAGGCUCACUAUCUGCAAAUAAAAUCCCCAAUAAAUUUGAUCUGCAACAUUCGUGUAGUAGUAGUAGUAGUAGUGAGUAUAUAUCAGGAAUACCUCGAGCUAAAAGAAUAAGAACAACUCUGUCAGAAAGCAGGUCAACAGACCGUGCCUUAGAUUCUGAAAUACCAAAGUAUCGAUCACGUCCUACUCGUGCAAGUACUAGCAGUUCAUCUGUCUUAGAAGACAAGAAGAUUCUUCACCCAACAUUGUAUGAUGGGAUUAUCGAACAGGAUGGAAUGGUCUAUGACAAGAUUGUUUUUCAAUUUCAUGAGGCCUGUCGAAGACGCCGUGAAUUGAAGAGGAAAGCUAUCGAAGAGAAUGAGAUGUAUCUAUAUGGAUUCGAUGGUUCUGUGUCUGUCUUAGGUCAAACAUCCUCCGAAAGGUCAAAUCACCAAACAAGACGUGAUCCCAAUUUACUGAACAGCCCUAAAAGUAGUUCUGUAAGAGCUGAAAAUUAUACAACAGAAAACACAGUUACGCCACCAUUGGGAUCGCCAAUCUCAUCCUCUCAGAAAAGUGACGAAAUAAAAGAAACGAAGCUGUUAGAGAAGGCAUCUCAUCUCUCAAACAGUUCAUUAAAUUUGUCUGAGUCAAGUAAAUGUGAUGAACGACCACGUCGAACUAUAGUAUACAAAAGAGAAGCAGAAAUAAAAAUAUCUAGUAUGCCUAUCCCAAGAGAGAUUUUCACGAAAGUUCCCGCCAAAUCAGCUGCUCCUGUUGUAUAUCCAUGCCCUCACUGCUCUCGUCAGUUGCGAAAUUCAAAAUUACUCGACGCUCACAUUGUUAAUUAUCACAAAAGUGUAUCUGGUAGCACAAAAUCCACAACACACACGAAAAAAGAAAUUUAUCAGAAUCGAUAUUUGCCAUGGAAAUCUCAUAUGCAGUUAUCUUCUCUUGGCCCAAUGUCAAAGGAAAAACCAAGAUCAAGUGCUCCUGAGUUCACCAGACUUCUUUCUUGUCACUGUUGCAAUGCACGAGCAUAUGCUACAGAAAAAGAACUUGGUCUUAUUCAAUGUUCACAUUGUUUAUGUUGGUUUCAUCGUUUGUGCGGUGGUACUUCAUUUGACUCGAAACUAUUUUCAAAUGUAGACUUGUUGAGUAAUAACGAACUUUGUUCACCUGUUGUUUGUAAUAAUUGUCGGAUGGUUUUACGUCCAGCUAGGAGAUCCCGCAGAAACGAAUGGCGUACGGGGUUACUACGAUCACAUGACCUUAACUCUGAAUUUUCAAAACGAGGUCUGUUAACUGAUGUGUCGUCUAUUUUGAAUAAAGCCUGUCAGUUACGUCCAUUAUUAGCUUCUGGGUGGCAGAUAUUGAACAGGUCAAAUUUGCCUUCUGUGUCUGAUCAAGUAAAGCAAGAUUCUGGCGUUUUCAAAAAUGCCUAUCAAGACGCAUCCAAACCAAGUGAAUUUCCAACAUCGAAGUUUGCUGGAAGUAUCAAACAUACAGCUCCCGUUAUACAUACCCCUGAAGAUCAAGUCAAUCGUCUCUAUAUGGAAUUGAGGGGUAUAGCGUUUGGAAAUCUUUCUGAAGCUAAUGGUGAAAUCACUGCGUCUAAGUGUGAUCACUUACAGCUACCAAACGAUAAUCAUACUUUUUGCAUUUCUACUCCGGACUCUGAAUGUCCUAAUACCAACUGGCCAUUAGACGAAGCAAUUAACGGUUCUGCUCAGUCGGAAUCCGUUUCAUACCAAGUUACUGAUCCUACUUAUCAUAUUGCCUCUCAAGAUUUGUCAGGAUUUCUUCAGGAUCUUGGUCCCGAUAUCAUUCCAGAAAUUUCAGGUUUUAAUGUUGAUGGAGUGAUAAAUAUCAGUAGUGUUACUUCUGAUUCCUGUUCUGUAGAUGAAUUUUUGAAGGUACCCAGAUCUUAUCCAGAACAGCCACCCGUUUCACAGAAUAAUGAUAAGUUAUGUAGAGAGAACACUGCUUUGCAGUUGCUUUGUUCUCAUCCUAGGAUUACUAAUACGUCUGAUAAAGAUCUAGGUACUAUUCUUGAUAUUUCUGCUUCGGAAGAUUCUACUCUAAGUCCUUUGAAAUAUUUUUCCAAUACUGUAUGUAAUAAUCAUUUAGAGUCAGGUCAGCAACUUCUUUCAUGCGAUUCUAAUAUCCCUUCAACCUUGUCACCUGACAAGCCUAUGAUUCAAACAUCCGUUGAUGUCAAAAUCAACAGAUCCAAUAUCGAUGGUGGAAUUUCAGUCAAUGAAUCAAGUGACAGAAUUUCAACUAAUCAUUUGGGAACGGGUGUCGGAUCAGAUAUUAUUAACCUUUCUAUUCCAAAAUGUGCACGUUCAAUCAUCUCUGAUUUACUGAGUAGUCCUUUAAAUGAUUUCGUUACACCUUGUGUCAGUCAGCAGUCUGAUCUAAAAGGAUCUAAUAUUCUGCAUACAUCUUGCACAUCGAAUGAAUUUGUACACCUCUCAUCAACGUCUGGAUUAAAUUCUUUGGACAUUGACUGGUUAGAGGCAGAUAGCCAUAAUCAGUCUGUGAAUUCUUCUACUAGUCCAGUGUAUCAAAAUAAUGUCAAGAUAUAUGACCAUUCCACGUUGAAUGAGUUUUCUGAUCUUGCCAACCAUAUAACAAAUUUAAGCAACAUGACCUUUCAUUUUUCAGUUGAACAGCUCAGAAAGUUAGCACAAACUCAAGAUAACUUGUUGAACGUAGAUGAGUGUAUCUUAACGCCAUUUGAAAAUGCUCUAAGUGUUAUGGAAGCCCAGUUGGAUGUAAUCACAACCCAUGUUACCAACUUUGAACAACUGCAGAAAUAUGAUCAUAAUAAUAUGAAUACAGAAUGCGGUUAUUUGGAAGACGAGAAAGUUCCUUCAUACACAAAACAUCAAGGAACAAACCAAGUUCUUACUCCCAGAAGUCCUUUAAAUUUAUCUCAGUCAUCUAAUGGAGUACAUGCGACAUUUUCCUGGGGGAAAAUGAAUGACAAAGCUUCGUUUCCCUUUGUUCUCGAAGGUGCAAAACAUAAAGAAUAUAAGAUAGAUUUAGAAACUUAUUUAGAAAGUGCCAAAACUGCGGCUCAAUAUCUUUACCGUCUACAAAAAGUAUCAUUACAAGAGUCAAACCUUCAUACUGACGUGCCAAAUGUGUUGAAUGAUUAAUUUCACAAUCGUAUCAGUGGGAUUUCAAAUAGAGUAACUAUUUAUGCGAGCGACGAUAGCAACAAUGUCAUUAUGUCCUCAAGUUUACCUGUUUUAAAGUGACUGGAAUAAUUAUUUUAUUGAUUAACCUCGUACAGUUUGUAUAUAUAUGAUAUGAACCUUGUACAUCACUGCACCCAUACAAUGGGACUACUACUGCAUUCCAGUUUAUACUAGUGUCCUGCAUGUGUACUUUAUUGGUACUAAUACGUUUACAUUACUGGAGUUUUUAUUCCUAUUCCCCUUCAGAGCUAUCGCACUAUGUAAUGCUGUCAUUUUUUUAUCUAAAUAUUUUGCAUGUACACAUCCAGUUUAUAUAACUACUUGAUUACUUCUAUUCUGUUAUUUUAUACUUAGUAUUCAUCCAUUUUAUAUUAUCUUCAGAAGUGUACGUCAUGAAGUAUUCAUUUAUUUACAGACAUGUUUUCUUAUCAGAAUGCAUGCGUUUUCUCUCUGCGAUUCUGCAAUACGUACCAAGAGUAUC
Messenger RNA from Schistosoma bovis, 7929 nucleotides. The record is from the annotation of a GenBank genome assembly. NCBI's taxonomy places the organism in Eukaryota, Metazoa, Platyhelminthes, Trematoda, Strigeidida, Schistosomatidae.